UGACGCGAGUGGAUCACGUGAGCCGAGCGGCUGCAGGAAACUAGCGAUCGGGGAGCGAGUGGGGCAGCGCCGGCGGAACAGGGCGCUGCAGCUCCGCUACCGUCUGCGCUCCCCGGUCCCGGCCCAACAUGUGCAGCCGCUGAGCAGACAUGGAGCUCUUCCAAGCCAAGGACCAUUACAUCGUGCAGAGCGGCGAGAAGGCACUCUGGUGUAGCCGCAAGGAUGGCUCGCUGCAAGUUCGACCUGCCACUGAUUUGCUUUUGGCCUGGAACCCUAUUUGCCUAGGUCUGGUGGAGGGAGUCAUUGGGAAGAUUCAGCUUCAUACAGAUUUUGCAUGGCGGCUCCUUCUAAUUCGCCAGAAAGCACUGGUUGGAAAGCUUCCAGGGGAGCAUGAAGUGUACAAAAUAACCAAGAUAGUAGUGAUCCCACUUUCUGAAGCAGAGCCUCAGGAUCUGGAAUUGGAGCUCUGCAAGAAGCAUCAUUUUGGUAUAAACAAAACUGAGAAGAUAACCCAGUCUCCAGAUGACUCCAAGUUUUUGCUCAAGACGUUUAGUCAAAUCAAGUGUAAUGUGGCUGUUCCAAUCAAGAAAAAGGCCAAGGAAAACAAAGAAAAGGAACGUUUGGAACGAAGGUUGUUGGAAGAGCUUAUCAAGAUGUUCAUGGAUUCUGAUUCAUUUUAUUAUAGCCAGAGCUAUGACCUUACAAAUUCGAUACAGAGACAAAGUGCUUCAGAGAAGGAAGAAACAUCAUUGUGGCGAAGGGUUGACGAUAGAUUUUUCUGGAAUAAAUACAUGAUGGAUGAUCUGAUUCAGUUAAAUGAUCCCAAAGCAGAUUUCUGGAUUGUUCCAAUAAUCCAAGGGUUUGUGCAGAUUGAAGAACUAGUUGUCAAUUAUAAUGAAUCCUCAGAUGACGAGAAGAGCAGUCCUGAAACUCCAUCACAGGAGCAGUGUGUGGAUGAUAUCCAUCCAAGAUUUCUAGUGGCAAUCAUUUCAAGGAGGAGUCGACACAGAGCAGGAAUGCGCUACAAGCGUCGUGGUGUGGAUGAGAAUGGAAAUGUGGCGAAUUAUGUGGAGACAGAGCAGCUGAUCCAUGUUCACAGUCACACCCUGUCAUUUGUACAAGCCCGUGGAUCAGUGCCUCUGUUCUGGAGUCAGAUUGGGUAUCGGUAUAAUCCUCGUCCACGACUGGACAAACCUGAGGAGGAGACGAUCAGCAAGUUUGCAGCACACUUUGAGGAACAACUGAAAAUUUACAAGAAGCAGGUUAUUGUCAGCCUGGUAGAUCAGACCGGAAGAGAGAAAAUAAUUGGAGAUGCUUUUCUUCGACAUGUUCUACUCUACAACAACCCGAACCUCACAUAUGUGACCUUUGAUUUUCAUGAACACUGUCGAGGAAUGAAGUUUGAAAAUGUGCAGACGCUUACGGAUGCCAUCUCUGACAUCAUCACAGACAUGAAGUGGGGCUGGGUUGACCAGGCUGGAGAGAUUUGUAGGCAGGAAGGGAUCUUCAGGGUGAACUGUAUGGACUGUUUGGAUCGGACGAAUGUGGUUCAAGCUGCAAUUGCUCGAGUGGUCAUGGAACAGCAGCUGAAGAAACUGGGAGUGAUGCCACCUGAGCAGCCGCUGCCUCAAAAGUGCUAUCGGAUUUAUCAGAUCAUGUGGGCCAACAACGGAGAUGCUAUUAGCAGGCAGUAUGCUGGGACAGCUGCUUUGAAGGGUGACUUCACAAGAACUGGAGAACGAAAGCUUGCAGGAAUGAUGAAGGAUGGUUAUAACUCCGCCAAUCGGUAUUACCUCAAUCGCUUCCGUGAUGCAUACAGACAGGCUGUCAUAGAUCCAAUGCAGGGCAUCCCAGUGACUGAAGAUCUCUACUCCAUCUUCAGCAAGGAGAAAGAGCAUGAAGCCUUGCACAAACGCAAUCAGAGGAGCCAGCAGGAACAGAUCAGCUUCCUCUUGCAAAAUUACAUGAAACUGCUGUUACCUGACAAUGAGAAGUUCCACGGAGGCUGGGCUCUGAUAGAUUGCGAUCCAAGUCUUAUUGAUGCCACCCACAGGGAUGUUGAUGUACUGCUUCUCCUCUCCAAUUGUGCCUACUAUGUUGCAUACUAUGAUGAUGAAGUUGACAAAGUGAACCAGUAUCAGAGACUCAGCUUGGAAGAUUUGGAGAGGAUUGAAAUUGGACCAGAGCCAACUUUAUUUGGGAAGCCCAAGUUUAAUUGUAUGAGACUCCAUUACAAGCACAAUGGAAUUAGUGGAUACUUUCAUACAUUGAGAGCUGUGACUCGAAACCCUGAGGAGGAUGGAAAAGACACCCUUCAAUGCAUUGCAGAGAUGCUUCAGCUUACAAAGCAGGGCCUGGGAAUAGAUGUGCCAAUUCUGGAGAAGAAAUUAGAGAGGAAACGUAGUAAGCCACAUGAAGAUAUCCUUGGAAUUCAAUCCAAGAGUCAGGCUUCAAGCAGUACAAGCUUAACCCAAGGCAAGAACUUCCUUAUCAACAAGUUUUCCUCCCUUAACCAGAAAGUCAAACAAACCAAAUCCAACGUCACCAUUGGAAAUUUGCGCAGACUUGGCAACUUCUCAAAACCAGAUGUGAAGGUCAGUUUCUUGAAACCAAAUCUCCGGGUGAAUCUGUGGAAAUCAGACAGUAGCCUGGGGAGUUCAGAUUCCCCUGUACCAGUCUCUAAAGAUGAAACUGAUUCGGAUAUUGAGAUCUCUUCUGACACGGACUCUUAUGAACCUGAUGGCUUCCUCUCCAAUUCCAAAUCGGAUGAAGAUUGCCAGCUGUCAGACUCCGAAGACGUAGGGCCUUGUGACUAUGUGCUUCCCAGCUGUGGUAUUGUUGCCACAGGACCUCGUUCACGGUUAGGCAGCCGAUCACAUUCGAUUGGCAGCACAGAUUUUAGUAUACCGCAUAAUGCUUCAGAAAUCCACUUAACUCAGACUAAUCCUGAACACAAAGGUGAAGUUGUGAUUAAUGUCCCGCCUUCCGACAAGGCACCAACUGGUGAUGAUGUUCUCGUUGAUUUCAACACUCCUAUUGACACCUAUUGUCACCAGUUUGUAGAAGAUGCACAGCAUAAAUCUCCAGAAGCUUGUGUUGCAGAUCUUGUUUUCCAGCAGGAGCAGCAAGAAUCAAGCAAUAGCGGCUUGGGAGCAACAUCUAACACCGAACCUGAAGUGAUGGAUGUGCAUUUACCAAGACCCUCUGAGCUGGCAGUAUCCUCAGCUAGCUCUAAUCUACCUUUCCUUUCAGUGGAACCACCGUAUCCUGCUGUAUUGCUAGAUGACAAUCCAGCCUGUACGUCCAAUCAAUCUGAAGGGGAGGCCGGGUUACAAACAGCUCCUUCCCAACCAGAUGAUGCAGGCAGCAGGGCUGUUUCACCGUUUGCUAAGAUCCGAAGUUCAAUGGUCCAAGUAGCAAACAUGACCCAGGCAGGACUGAUCCAGGGGGUAAACUUUGCUGUGGCAAAAGUCCAGCGAACCCCUGAAAAUGUAACUGAGGGUCAACACCCCCAGCUAAAAGAUAUGUUUUCUCAGUGCCAAACGAGGAUAAUCCAGAUUUAGCCACCGGUGGUCUCUGAUCUUUGUAACCUUGACUAAGGGGAAUACUUUUAAGUUAUGAUCCAAGACCAGAAGCCCUUGGGAAAAUAUAUCUGCAGUUUUGUAUGGAGUCUUUAACAAAUAAUGUGGGAUUUGAGGUUUUUGGAUAAUCUGGGUAAUCCUAGAUCUUUUCAUUAAACUACUGGAGCACUAACUACUGAGCAGGCCAUUGUGCAAUAUUAAUUAUGGUAGUAUGUAUUAGGCUGGUGGCAAUGUAAUUCCAGUUGAUAAUGACUGGCUCAAACCUGCCCUGUUCCAGAUGGUCUUAUCCAAGUAGACCGGAGUUGUACACUCCAUAUACUUAAGCACAUACCAUUCCACACACUUUAGGAGUGCGCAGUCAGUGAAGUGUAGCAGUCUGUGGGGUAAUGAGUUGCAUUUUGCCCUAGCUGAUCUUCACUGCCAUCUGGGGAAACUGCCUCCAAUGUGUUCAAACUGAUUGGAACACUUUUUUUAAAAAGAAAAUCUUAAAUCUGUUUUCAUUUUAUGAAACAAUAUCCCCAUGCAGCUCAAGUCUAUUUGAAAGGACUUGAAUAUCUCGUGCUUAUUUCAUGAUUAAAAGUAUUCUAGAAAUCUGAACUACUGUAAAAGUAUUUUCCUGUCUCAUAACCAAGGAGACAAGAUCCUCAAAAGUUAAAAAUGCAAGUGGUGAAGGGGCCUAAAAAGAAAUUUGACUUGAAUCUGAUGUAGCAUUAGUACAAUCCUAUAGACAGUGCCUGUGGUUUUUCAUAAAUAUACUGUAGCUAGACUGUAAAUGUGAUAUCUAAAGCAGGUUCCUAAUUGUCUUAACUGUGCCCUGAUAUCGGGCUUUAUGUUGCAGAGAAUUUCUAGAUAAACAACUGUCCAUUCCUGAAAUAAAACACUCGGUAUUGUAA
Molecule: messenger RNA, 4474 nt
Organism: Pristis pectinata (smalltooth sawfish)
Lineage: Eukaryota; Metazoa; Chordata; Chondrichthyes; Rhinopristiformes; Pristidae
Gene: inpp5f
Product: inositol polyphosphate-5-phosphatase F
Exons: 20
Coding region: 150-3563 (1137 amino acids)
Biological process (GO): regulation of endocytic recycling; phosphatidylinositol dephosphorylation
Cellular component (GO): early endosome; clathrin-coated endocytic vesicle
Molecular function (GO): phosphatidylinositol-4-phosphate phosphatase activity
Source: RefSeq, a predicted model, not a curated record